This is a messenger RNA of Mustela erminea (ermine), 910 nucleotides long. It is a transcript of the gene ASDURF, whose product is annotated as ASNSD1 upstream reading frame. NCBI's taxonomy places the organism in Eukaryota, Metazoa, Chordata, Mammalia, Carnivora, Mustelidae. The annotation marks the transcript as partial. The transcript is spliced from 5 exons. The record is from RefSeq and is a predicted model, not a curated record.
CCCCGACCUGCGCCGCGGCCCCGCGACCGCGCCGUGUCGGUCGCGAAGACCCGCGCGGUCCGUGUGGAAGCGCCGUCGUCGAGCCCGUCGGUCCGCGCACCCGCACCCGCACCCGCACACGCGCCCCGCCUCGCCCGCCGGGGUCCCGCCGCGCGCUCGGUCGCGGGCUGCCGGCGGAGGGGCGCGGAGGCCCGGGUGCGGGGCGCGGCCGCCCGCAGACAGACGCUCCGGCACGCGCUGGGCCCCGCGGUGCGACGGCCUUUCGGCUGCGAGCGGCCUCGGGGCGAUUCGGCUCCGUCCCGGGCAGCGACCGGUCCGCCAAGCCGGACCCCUCGGGGUCGUCCCCUCGUUAAGGGACGAGCGCGCCCACCGGGCCAGGGGGUCGGGUCUGCCCGACGCGGGUCCGACGCGGGGACGGUCCCGCCGCGGGGACUCCGCCUCGGAGCGCAGCCGCCGCCGCCGGAACGAGCGUUUCUGCCUUUGGUCGAGGGUCUCCGACGGGCGCGGGGCGGACCGGCCCUGCUGGGUAAGACGCGGCCGCCGCCGGGCCGGCCCGGUUCCGCCUCGGAAACGGGACCAGGAGCAGAGCCCGGACGGAAAGCGCUCGGCCUCGGGCCGAUUAAAGAACAAAAAAUUGUGGUGGAUGAACUUUCUAACCUGAAGAAGAACAGGAAAGUAUAUAGGCAGCAACAGAACAGCAACAUAUUCUUUCUUGCAGACCGAACAGAAAUGCUUUCUGAAAGCAAAAAUAUAUUGGAUGAACUGAAAAAAGAAUAUCAAGAAUUAGAAAACUCAGAGAAGACCAAAAUCAAGAAAGAGUCAACUUGAUUUCACAUAACAAUGUGUGGCAUUUGUUGUUCUGUGAGCUUUUCUGUUGAGCAUUUCAGCAAAGAUUUGAAAGAGGAUUUAC